Linum tenue is the source of this 636-nucleotide messenger RNA. The record is from the annotation of a GenBank genome assembly. Lineage: Eukaryota; Viridiplantae; Streptophyta; Magnoliopsida; Malpighiales; Linaceae.
AUGUAUUCAGUUUGUCUGUUGAGCAGGUUUAUGGAAUCUCCUACGAGGCAACACAUGCUUGCUGCAAAAAGGGUGCUGAGAUAUUUGAAGGGUUCAGCCAGUCUUGGAAUUUGGUACAGCAAGGGAGAUGGGGAGGAUCAGCUCCUUGGUUACACAGACAGUGAUUACGCAGGGGAUGCUGAUGACAGAAGAAGUACAAGUGGAUAUGCCUUCUUCCUUGCUGGUGGGGUCAUCUCCUGGGCCUCAAAGAAGCAACCCAUAGUUACUCUUUCUACGACUGAGGCUGAAUAUGUUGCUGCUGCUUAUUGCGUUGCUCAUUGUGUGUGGCUGAAGAAGGUACUUGAAAGCAUUGGGUGGGGUGCUGCUGUUGCUGGGAAAACAGUCAUACUGUGUGACAACAGCUCUGCAAUUAAGCUGUCAAGAAAUCCAGUGCUGCACGGGAGGAGCAAGCACAUUGAUGUCAGGUUCCAUUUUAUCCGAGAUCUUGUGAAAAAUGGAGAAGUGGAUCUGGAGCAUUGUGACACCAAAGAGCAGGUUGCAGACAUCAUGACUAAACCUCUAAAGCUGGAAACCUUUCAGCUGUUGAGAAGCAAGCUUGGUGUGUGCGAUUUUACAGAAGUCGUCAAAACAGAUUGA